AUGGUACCAGAGAUCCUGGACACAUCUCUGAUGGUACUGUACCUGAAGGUCAGCUGGAAAGAUCCCAACGAGAAGAAUGGAGUCCUCACAGGCUACCGUAUAUCGUGGGAGGAGUUUAACCGGACCAACACCCGGGUCACCCACUACCUCGCUAACCUGACCCAGGAGUACCGGGUCACCGGGCUGACCGCCCUCACCACCUACACCAUCCAGGUGGCUGGGAUGACCUCCAAGGGACAGGGUCAACUCUCUUCUUCUACAAUAUCAUCUGGAGUUCCCCCAGAGAUGCCGGGCCCACCAACCAACAUAGCCAUCUCCAACAUCGGCCCCCGCUCUGUAGCCCUGCAGUUUAAACCUGGCUUUGACGGCAAGACGUCCAUCUCACGCUGGCAGGUUGAGGCACAGAUUGGUAUAAUCGGGGAGAAUGAGGAGUGGGUGAUGGUCCACCAGUUGCCCAACGAGCCUGAUGCCCGCUCCCUGGAGGUCCUGGACCUGAACCCCUACACCUCCUAUAG
Oncorhynchus gorbuscha (pink salmon) is the source of this 515-nucleotide messenger RNA. RefSeq names its product protein sidekick-2-like. The transcript is spliced from 5 exons. The record is from RefSeq and is a predicted model, not a curated record. Gene Ontology annotation, molecular function: protein binding. Lineage: Eukaryota; Metazoa; Chordata; Actinopteri; Salmoniformes; Salmonidae. The annotation marks the transcript as partial.